This is a messenger RNA of Symbiodinium necroappetens, 1413 nucleotides long. NCBI's taxonomy places the organism in Eukaryota, Dinophyceae, Suessiales, Symbiodiniaceae. The record is from the annotation of a GenBank genome assembly.
AUGUCCGUCCUUUGCCAGCGAGUGCUGCUGCUAGCAUCGGUUGCGAGUGCUGCACAGCUGCCGCGGCUUCACCCUACUGCUGCUUCAUCGCUGGGCGAGGGCACAUGGUGGGCCAAGGUGGGUGAUCACCUUGUGCACGCUCCAGCCACUGACAGUGGCCUUAGCUCCAAUGUUGGGGAUUACUACUAUGCCUACGGUUCGCAUGGAGCGUUGACAGACGAACUCCACGAGAAGCGUGUCGGCGGCGCAGGCCGCUUGCACAUCUUCCACCUUCCGGAGGGCAAGGACUCUCUGGCCACGCAGCUGCCAAAGGUGGCUGGACGCCGGGAUUCCGUCAGCGCACUGGUGCAGCUGAACCAUCAGGAUGUGCUUUCAGAUGCACGGCUUUUCCCGGCCUACGAUGUGCCGAAGGAUUACAGCUCCGGCUUGUCUUCGGCUGGUGAGCGCGUGGAAAAGCAGGCAGUCGACUCCAUUACGCCGAGCUCGGCCAUGCGCCAGCUCAAGGAGCUGGUGGCUCUGGGCGAUGGCUCCACCCAGACUCGGAGCUACUCGAAUCCAACGGCGUCUGCCAAUUCAGUUAGCUUUCUUGAGAAGAAGUUCAAGGAGAUGGGGUACUCUGUGUGCAAGCAGCAGUUUGGAGAGCAAACCUCCGUGGUCGCGAGUCUUCAGGGUAGCGAUGCCGGCGCGGGCUCCGUGACUCUAGGAGGACACUACGACUCACGACCCUUCGAGGGCCUAGCACCUGGCGCUGUGGACAACGGCAGUGGUGCCGCUGCGGUGCUCACAAUUGCCAAGGCGCUGGCGGAUGCCAAGGUCAAGCCUCAAAAGAGUAUUUUCUUCGCGGCUUUCGCCGCCGAAGAGCCUGGACUGCUUGGCUCCGAGGAGUAUGCCAAUCGUCUCAUGAAGUCAUCAGCAGGCACCAGCUUCGCAGAGGCCGGCUCGAACUUCAGCCAGCAACUCUUCACCAGGCUUUGUGGCGAGGAGCCGGCCUCUUCUUUCUUAGAGGCCAACACUCGGGGGAAGGGUUCCCGAAACAAGGCCAAGCAUCAGGCCCUCGUCAUGGAUGAGAUUGCAUGGCGCAGCACGAACAUAAAAGCGAGCACAGGCCCGGUGGUCAACCUUGAGUCGUAUGAUUGGGCUAAAGAUGUGCUCGACCACCUCGCGGGUGCCAGCCAGGCACACAAUGGAAAGAGCUUGAAAGUAACGCACAGUAACAAUCCUUUCGGAUCUGAUCACAUCAGUUUCUUGCAGAAAGGCAUCCACAGUGUUCUUUCUAUCCAUGGGGAUGACGAGGGCUACCCCCACUACCACCAGUCUGCAGAUAAUUUAGAUCAGGUGGACCCCUCGCUCUACGCCAUGAUCACCAAGAUGAAUGCCGGUGCCCUCCUCCGCCUUGCCGGCAUUGAUGCAUGA